Peronospora matthiolae is the source of this 2049-nucleotide messenger RNA. The record is from the annotation of a GenBank genome assembly. NCBI's taxonomy places the organism in Eukaryota, Oomycota, Peronosporomycetes, Peronosporales, Peronosporaceae.
AUGUGGGCCGUCGACAGUCGUGCAACGAACCACGUUUGCCACAAAAAGACCAAGUUUGCAAGUUUGGUAGAGCGCAACGAGGGCGAACUAUUGGUGGCUGAUGGCAACAAGGUGGCCAUCAAGGAUGUUGGAACCAUCAUAGAAAAUGUGGUUCUGACCAACGGCGAAGAGCGCGAGAUCGAGAUCAAGAACGCGUUACAUGUUCCCAGUCUGAGCAAGAACCUGCUUUCGGUGCCACAGACUAACAGGCAUGACAUCUCCAAGUCGUGUUUGACGGGUCCAAGAUUCGACGUACUGCGCAAGAUGAUCACGACCAACAUGAUCAAGGAUGUGCGAGUCCCUCUCAAGUUGGGUGGAGCAAGUGCAUGCCGCGGGUGUCAACAAGGUGAAAAAGUCCAAAAACCAUUCCCAAGCAACCGCGACAAGCGCAGCUAUGAUAAGUGUGAGCUGCUUCAUCUGGACAUCUGUGGGCCCAUGGAAAACGAUUCGCUCGGUGGUAGCAGAUAUCUGCUACUGAUCAGUGAAGACUACGUCCGGAAGUACAUCACUGUGGUUCAGACGCAGUUCAGUAAGAAGGUCAAGUUUGUGCGACACGACGGAGCUUGCGAGCUCGCAACCAACUCGCUUCAAAUGUUCUACAAAGAUGAAGGCAUUGAACAGCAAACAACGGUGACAUAUGCGCAUCAAACCAACGGAACAGCAGAGCGUGCCAUUUGGACUAUCCUUACGAUCGGCCGCAGCAUGCUUCAUCAUGCCAAACUAGACAAUUGUUUCUGGGCUGAAGCAGCGAUGACGGCCAUCUACGUCAAAAAUCGACUGCCGUCACCUAAAGUCGUACUAAAGAAUACGUUUGAGAUCGUCUACAACUCUACGCCAAGCGUCAAGCACAUGCAAGCAUUCGGGCGCCAGACGUACAUACUGACGCCAAAGGAGAAUCGGCUUAAGUGGGAUCCAAAGGCUCGCACUGGCAUAUUCGUGGGCUACGAAGAAGUGUCGAAGGCGUAUCGAGUUUAUGACAUUGAGGCGGGACAGGUGGUUAUCUGUCGCGAUGUCAACUUCGACGAGUCCACCUUUGGACUUCCGCCGCCGAUCACUGAUGAAGAUGCCGAUGACCUGGACUUCGAAUUGCUUGACCUCAAUGAUGAAGAGCCGCGUCAGGUGGAGUACAAGCAAACAGGCAAGCGCAAAAACCGCCUCAGUGAUGAAGAUACAGCAGCUCCACGGCCACGUGCAGUGCGUCAACGACCUGGACUAGAAGAGUCAACCGCGCUAGAAAACAACUCGUCACACCAAGAAGAAGACGAAGAAAGGAAGGAUUCUGAUGAAUCAACUCCGCCUGUGUUUUGGCAUGCGAGUGCGAAUGUCGUUGAAACAGCAGCAGACUUAUCAGAGCCCUACACAUUUGAGGCGGCAUCGGUGCGCCUUCGCGGUGUGUUUCGUGCAGCCAAGCUGCCCAACGGACAACGCGCCAUUGGCACAAAGUGGGUGUUUGAGAUCAAGCGCAAGGCGGAUGGGUCAAUCGAGAAGUACAAGGCACGACUUGUGGCCAAGGGUUUCCGCCAAAAGUAUGGCAUCGACUACACGGAGACGUUUUCAUCCGUGGUCAAGUAUGUGACGCUGCGAAUGGAGAUUGCAAUUUCCAAUAACUUUGGAUGGCCCAUCGACCAGCUUGAUGUGGUGACAGCUUUCCUGUAUGGCGUCAUGAAGGAACAAGUGUUCUGCGUGAUUCCUGGAGGCGUUGAGCUUCAAGCGUCGCGAGUGUGGAACGAGACGUUCGACGAGUUUGUGUGCUCCAUUGGAAUUCAAGUAUCGGACUUCGACCCAUGUCUCGAGAUCAAGACUUCGGUCGGCCAUUGUGUAUUUGUACUGGUCUACGUGGACGACGUCUUGGUGACUGGAAGCUCGCUCGAGCUAAUUACACGAACCAAGAACGACCUGAAGACACGUUUCGAGAUGACUGAUAGCGGCAAGUGUGCAUUUGUUCUUGGAAUUGAGCUUUUGGACGGUGAAGAUGGCAGUGUGAAUAUGUGUCAGCGCCGUUAUGUAUGA